Messenger RNA from Clonostachys rhizophaga, 1614 nucleotides. NCBI's taxonomy places the organism in Eukaryota, Fungi, Ascomycota, Sordariomycetes, Hypocreales, Bionectriaceae. The record is from the annotation of a GenBank genome assembly.
AUGUCUCCAACAGCCGCCAAAGAUCCCAAUGCAUUCCCCUACUGGCAACUGACCGUCCUGGCAAUAUGUCGCUUCUCUGAGCCAAUCGCGUUCAAUUCCAUCCUUGCCUACUCCUACCCGCUCGUCGUGGACCUUCAUGAUGGAGACGAGACUGACGCUCCCUUUUACGGUGGACUGCUGGUGUCCGCCUACGCUGUCGCCGAAGCAGUGACGGCUGUCUUCUGGGGAACGCUGUCCGAUCGUUAUGGCCGCAAGCCCAUUGUCCUCGCCGGCCUGGGCGGUGUCGCCAUCUCGUGCCUCAUCCUCGGGUUCGCCAAGAGCUUCUGGGUCGCAUUGCUGGCCCGGCUGAUUGGAGGCGCGCUAAACGGCAAUGUCAGUGUGAUGCAGACCAUGGUCGCCGAGAUGGUCAAGAAGCCUGAGCACGAACCUGCUGCCUACGCCACGCAACCGUUCGUGUGGACACUGGGUGGUAUUCUGGGCUCGGCCAUGGGGGGCUUCCUCGCCCAACCAGCAAAGUUCUACCCACACCUUUUCCCCGAAGACGGCCUGUUUGGGAAAUAUCCCUACCUUCUCCCCAAUCUGGCCUCGGUAAUCAUCAUCCUUCUGGCCAUUCUGCAGGGGAUCAUCUUUUUGGAAGAGACAAACCCCAGCGGCCACUGGUAUCCGGAACAAGACUACAGCGCCAUCGAGGAGGAUGUCGACGAGACCAGCCCUCUACGCGGGCGCAUGGCCAAGACGCCCGCCGUCGCGAGCAGGCCCUCUGUGGACGCUCAGUCCAGGCCAUUGAUUGCUGAGGAAGGCCUCCCCUUGCCCAUCGACCCCAGCUUCGACAUCAGGAGGAGCUCAUUCGGCACGAUGCACAAUAUCGAGAUCCCCCCCGAGGCGAGAUCAUCUGGCCAGUCAACGCCUCGUCCCGGCGCCCCCUACGACGGCCCAGUCUGGAACUACUCCAUCAUCAUGAUCAUCAUCGCCCUCGUGAUCAUCGCCUACCACCAAAUGGGGUUCGGAGCCCUCCUCCCCGUCCACCUCCUCGCACCCCCAAAGCAGCCCGCCGGCCACCUCGACCUGAUUGGCGGCUUCGGCCUCACGCUGCACCAGGUCAGCGUCUACCUGGCCGUCAACGGCGUCAUCAGCCUCUUCAUCCAGGCGCUCAUCUUCCCCAUCUUCGUGGCCAAGGUGGGCGUCUGGCGCUCCUUCGUCAUCACCAUCGUUCUCUACCCGACCGCCUACCUGCUGCUGCCCUUCCUGUCCGUCUCGCCGCACUUCACGUCGGCGGGCAUCUACAUCUCCAUGAUCCUGCAGGCCUUCUACGGCAUCAUUGUCACGCCCACCGCGCUGAUCCUGCUCAAGGACGCGACGCCCUCGACGCAGCUGCUGGGGCGCGUCAACGGCAUGGCCAUGAGCGGGUGCUGCGCCGCGCGGACCAUCUCACCGCCGCUCGUCGGCAUCAUCUACAGCGCCGGCGGAUCUGCCGCGGCGUGGUUCAGCUGUGCCGGUGUCGCGCUCAUUGGAUCGUUGCAGCUUAUCUGGUUCCAGGGGAAGCAUGUCCGUCAUGUUGUGGUUGAGAGUGCGGUGGUUGGCGCGACCAUUGGGAAUACGGAGAGCUCUGCUUAG